This is a messenger RNA of Scomber japonicus (chub mackerel), 2346 nucleotides long. RefSeq names its product erythrocyte membrane protein band 4.1a (gene epb41a). The transcript is spliced from 20 exons. The record is from RefSeq and is a predicted model, not a curated record. Gene Ontology annotation, molecular function: actin binding; structural molecule activity. Gene Ontology annotation, biological process: cortical actin cytoskeleton organization. Lineage: Eukaryota; Metazoa; Chordata; Actinopteri; Scombriformes; Scombridae. The coding region runs from base 325 to 2346 and encodes 673 amino acids. Gene Ontology annotation, cellular component: plasma membrane; cytoskeleton.
CUCUCCCGCCUCUUCUCCUCCUUCCUGAAGAGACGCUCGCAGUGUGAAAGCGAGGCGGGAGAGAAGGAGGAGAAGGAAGAAGAAGAAGAAGCUAAAGCCCCCAUUGCUGACCCUGAACCUGAACUGAGGACAGAGGGAGAGGUCGCCCUGGAUCAGCACUCAGUCAGCAGUGCUGAGGCUCAGGAAGCUGCCCUGGAGAAAGAGGAGGACAAGGAGAAGGAGUGUGGGGAGGGGGAGGGGGAAGGAAGCAGUAAGGAAGGAAAGGAGGAGAGGAUCACAGAGGAGGAGGCCAAAGCUCCCAAAGCUCCACGUCGACCCAAGACCAUGCAGAUUAAAGUCACCCUGCUGGACGACACUCUGUAUGAGUGUGAGCUCGAGAAACAUGCUAAAGGCCAGGAGCUGUUUAUGAAGGUGUGUGACCACCUCAACCUGCUGGAGAAAGACUACUAUGGCCUGGUCAUCUGGGAGACAACCACUAUGAAGGUUUGGAUGGACCUGGCCAAGGAGAUCCGCAGGCAGGUACAAGGUGCCAACUAUGACUUCACCUUCAAUGUGAAAUUUUAUCCACCGGACCCUGCCCAGCUGUCUGAGGACAUAACAAGGUACUACCUGUGUCUGCAGCUGCGUAAGGACAUCCUGCAUGGCCGGCUGCCCUGUUCCUUUGUGACCCUGGCCCUGCUGGGCUCCUACGCCCUGCAGUCAGAGCUGGGAGAGUAUGACCCUGAGGUGCAUGGCAAUGAAUACGCUAAGCAAAUGAAAAUGGCCCAGGGUCAGACCAAGGAGCUGGAGGACAAGAUGAUGGAGCUACACCGCACAUACAGGGUGAUGACUCCAGCCCAGGCUGACCUGAUGUUCCUGGAGAAUGCCAAGAAGCUCUCCAUGUACGGAGUGGACCUCCACCAGGCCAAGGAUCUGGAUGGUGUUGACAUCAUGCUGGGUGUUUGCUCCAGUGGUCUGAUGGUUUAUAAAGACAAACUGAGGAUCAACCGUUUCCCCUGGCCCAAAGUCCUCAAGGUCUCCUACAAACGCAGCAGCUUCUUCAUCAAAAUAAGACCAUCUGAGGUGGAGCAGUAUGAGAGCGCUAUUGGUUUCAAACUGCCCAACUACAAGGCUGCCAAGAAGCUGUGGAAAGUGUGUGUAGAACAUCAUACCUUCUUCAGACUGACCUCUACUGAGAUGGCCACCACACCCAGGAAGUUCUUGGCACUGGGCUCUAAGUUUCGUUACAGUGGUCGGACUCAGGCUCAGACCAGGCAGGCCAGCUCUCUGAUCGACAGACCAGCUCCUCUGUUCCAGCGUUCCUCCAGCAAGAGGAACUCACACAGCCUGGAUGGAGCCAUGGCGUCCACUCCCGACAAUAAAUCAACUCGUCCAGUCAGCGCUCCUAUCAUGUCACCGGUGUCUCCCGGGGAGGCGACCCCGUCCCCGCUGCUACCUACCCUGCCACGCACUGACUGCCAUGAUGGAUCCACACCCAGGGGUCGCCGCUCAACAGACAGGAAGUCAGAGUUAAAGGCAGCGAGUCGGCCAGCAGAAUCCACCAAGAGCCACAGUCCCAAACAAGAGUCCACUCCAGAAAUAAAGACAUUGGCCAGGAGAGAGCGGAGGCAUUCCCCCUCUGUGACCACCGCCAAUGGGGAAAGAGAGAAAAAGAGCCAGGACAAAUCAAAGACGGAGAUGGUGCGAGUGAGGAAGAAAAGAGCUAAGAAACUUGAGGGUGAAACUAUUUAUAUCAGACAUAGCAAUUUAAUGUUGGAGGACGUGGAUAAGACCCAGACUGAGAUCAUGCGUCACCACACUAGCAUCAGUGAGCUGAAGAGGAGUUUCAUGGAGUCUGUACCGGAGCCUCGGCCAAGUGAGUGGGACAAGCGUCUUUCCACCAACUCGCCUUUCCGCACAGCGAGCAUCAACGGCCAGCUGCAACCAGCGAAAGGUUCCCCUUUGCUGAAGACCCAGACAAUCACCAUCUCAGAUGUCACCAACUCCCUGAGAGGAACUGUGGCCUACAAGGACAUUCCCCUCGUUCACACUGAGACCAAGACCAUCACAUACGAGUCAGCACAGCCGGUGGACAGCCUGGCAGAGAGGGACUCAGGAGUGCUGCUGAGUGCCCAAACCAUCACCUCUGAGACCAUCAGCACCACCACCACCACCCAGAUCACCAAGACGGUGAAAGGAGGAAUCUCUGAGACUCGUAUUGAGAAGAGGAUCAUCAUAACUGGAGACACUGAAAUUGAUCAUGACAAGGCUUUGGCUCAGGCCAUUAAAGAGGCAAAAGAGCAGCACCCAGAUAUGUCUGUCACCAAAGUGGUUGUGCACCAGGAGACAGAGAUCUCCCCAGAGUAA